AUGUCUCUCUCGCUCCUCUCUCCCCCUCCCCCCUUCCUUUCCCUUCUUCCUCUCUCCAUUACAGGCAUCAUGGAUGGUUACUGCUGCUAUAUUUAUCCUGUCAUUGAGAAAUUGUUGCAAGGUUUGUGGAGUAAUAACUUGGAGCAAACUAAUACAGAAAAAUGGUUAUCAUGCAAAACUUGGGAAUUAGCAGACAAAGCUGCCCUGGAUCAAGUCUGUAAAGCAAAAUCAUCAGAUACUCUCAAGCAUUCACCUGAUGAUGAAAUAGAAGGGGAUAGUUUAUUUACAAUCCAGGCUACUCGACAGUAUUAUUUCUAUGAAGCAGGGACAUGCAGGGACAUGCUUUCUGAAUCGAAAUUUCAGUCCGUCUUAUAUCUUGCGGAAGAUUUGAUACUCAAGAAUAUGCCAGAAGCAAUGCUGGAUCCUCAAGAGUUGGCCAACUAUCUUCAUCACCACGAGCAAAGGAUUUAUCAUUUUCCAAUAGCAAAUUCUCAGAAGAAAUUAACUUUGGCAUCUUCGAUCUGGCUAAAUUCUCCUAGAAAAGUGUUCUUCCCUGUGAUAUAUGCAUGUGAUGUGAUUUGCAAGUACCUUGCUCACCGGGCUGUGCUUGCCGCCCACUCGCCGGUCUUCAAGGCGCAACUCCUGGGCUCCAUGGCGGAAGCGGACAUGUCAUCCAUCAUCUUGCAUGACAUUGCGCCGGCGACGUUCAAAGUCAUGCUUCGGUUCAUGUACACUGAUGCUUGUCCUGCUGAUGACGAGAUCGGGGACUCCCUGGGCCCCGGAGGAUGGCAUGUUUUGGCACUUCUAGCUGCAACAGACCGGUUCGCAUUGGAUUGCCUCGAGAUUUUGUGUGCUGUAAAGCUGUGGGAUAAUAUAUCAGUGCACACAGUUGCUGCCACUUGGAUCUGUGCUGAAACAUAG
Molecule: messenger RNA, 921 nt
Organism: Miscanthus lutarioriparius
Lineage: Eukaryota; Viridiplantae; Streptophyta; Magnoliopsida; Poales; Poaceae
Source: the annotation of a GenBank genome assembly